Molecule: messenger RNA, 1296 nt
Organism: Hordeum vulgare subsp. vulgare (domesticated barley)
Lineage: Eukaryota; Viridiplantae; Streptophyta; Magnoliopsida; Poales; Poaceae
Exons: 1
Coding region: 273-992 (239 amino acids)
Source: RefSeq, a predicted model, not a curated record
AUAUACGAGGAGUAGAGCCUUGCGUGCCCCCACCCCCCUUGACCACCCACCCUCCCCUCCCCUUGGCCUUGGCGACUCCCACACACUUGCCCAACCAACCAACCACACACGUCCCACGGCUCUCCUCUUCCUCUCGCCUUGUAGGAGCGAGCACUACUACUUUGCCGCACCCAACCACCGACCAUCAAAGUCUCCCUUCCCAAUCUCAACCAAGCAAGCAACCAACCCCAAAUCCCAUCCCCGGAACCACCAGGAGGAAGAAGGCCAAGGCGAUGAAGAGGGAGGGGUACCAGCACGGCGCCGUCAGGGUCAACCGCAACAAGCUGCUGCGGGUCGCCGGCGGCAGGAACGGCGACGGCGCGGCGUUGGAGCUCGUCGCCGGCGCGGCGUACGCGAGGGCGCCGACGAAGCCGACCAACGCGUCGAGGGACACGGGGGGCAGGUGCCGCCGGCCGCGGUGCGCGGGGUGCCACCAGCACCCGCCCGCCGCCGCCGCCGCAUCCACCACCAAGGCGCGGGACAAGGCCAAGGGCGCGCGCAAGCUGCGCGCCGCCGACGUCGCGCUCAACCACCGCCUCGUCUCCUGGCGCGUCGUCGGCGGCGCCGGGGACGGCCCGGCCGCCACGGGCGGGUACAACUACAGGGGCGCCUCCGCGUCCGCCGUGCUCGCCCACCUCGCCGGCGGCAACAGCUGGCACGCCGAGGACGAGGAGGACGACGACGACGCCGAUCUCGAAGCCGCCGCCCCGAGGGGCAUCUCCGACCUGUACGACCUCAUCGUCGGCCUCCAGGCCGCGCCGGGCGUCCAAGGCGAAGACGCCGAUCGCACAGCAGCAGCAGACACCGACGAAAUCGAGGAGCACGAUGCUCAGACCACCGACGAUGUCGACGACGAGGACGAGGAGGAGGACGACGACGGGUUCUGCGUGGUGCGGGGCAUCACCAUCGCGCUCGAGUUCUCCGACGGGGAGGAGGACUGGAUCGUGGUCUGAUGAUCGGAUCUCAUCUCAUUCGUUUGCAAAUAAGACGGCGUGCAACAGAGGUCAGCCGCCCGCACCCCUCUGCCUCUGCUGCUGCGCAAUUCCCUUCAAAUCUGCAUCUGCAUCUGCAUCUGCUCUGCUACUGUUAAUUCAUCGUGACCCUGUGUGUGUAUACUGCUCUGUUCCUGUUAAUUGAUCGCGUCCCUGUGUAUAUAUCUAUAUGGUCACUGUCUGUCUAAUUGUCAAAAAUUCAUGGAUUAUCAUGACCUGAAUGAAUUUAUAAAUCAUGUGUGAAUAAUAAAAUAAAAUUAAUGGA